Messenger RNA from Apodemus sylvaticus (European woodmouse), 10641 nucleotides. It is a transcript of the gene Chd2, whose product is annotated as chromodomain helicase DNA binding protein 2. Gene Ontology annotation, cellular component: nucleus; chromatin. The coding region runs from base 2205 to 7709 and encodes 1834 amino acids. Gene Ontology annotation, biological process: nucleosome organization; regulation of transcription by RNA polymerase II. Gene Ontology annotation, molecular function: histone binding; chromatin binding; ATP binding. The transcript has 39 exons. Lineage: Eukaryota; Metazoa; Chordata; Mammalia; Rodentia; Muridae. The record is from RefSeq and is a predicted model, not a curated record.
CAUGUGUUUUUAAAGUAUAAAAAACAUCUUGCAAUGAAAUGCUCAUCUGAAUAUUUGAGUUAUACUGAUUUGUGUCGUCUUACAUUAGAGGUGUAUUUCUAAAGUCUUUGGGUAUACAUUAAAGGGCUUAAUAUGACAGUGUAAUUUACAUUUGAAAAAAUCGUUUUUCUUUUUCUGUGCACUUGGGAGUUUAAAUGAAUCAUACCAUGUUUUAGAUUGGUAACCCAUGGUUGAAAUCAAAUGCCAGGUUUCAUUUAUUGCUACUUUGAUAACGAAUAUUAUAAAGCAGUGAUGGGGAUUUUGUUGACCAAAUGAGGAUUGAUGAUGUUUUUUUCAGUAUAGAGAACAAAGAAUAAAAUGGUCUAUCAUUAAUGUAAAAUAUGUUAGAGUACACAUCUGUAGUUAAUACAGAUGUAGUGUUCUUUGAAUGAUGUUAGGUGGUUGGUCUUUGUAAAUUGAAAACUGAGUUUUUGGAUUUUGAUUUUGAUGCAAAUAUAUCUGUAGAAUUGAGACUUGAUCAUGAAUUUUAAGUUUACUUAGAAUUAACAUAAUUGCUUUUGGUUGUAAAACUAAAACUGAUGAGUGACAUGGUUUUGACCAACAGGGGUCAUUCAGUAAAGGACUGUUUGAGUUCUUUGGGCAUGUCUGUGUGGUUGGUUACUUGUUUGUACUGGGUGAACACUUUGUUGCAUUUGUAAUUUAUUUCUAUAGACCUUGUACUUCCAUCUUGAGGGAGUUUGUCUUUGAUAGUUGAUAACUGGCUGGUAGAUGUGACCUGUGGUUGAUGAAAUGUGAGUGUACCUAGAAUCUGAUUUGAAACAUGAGUGAAGGGUUCUUUGGUUUUGGAGUUGAGUUUGAGUGUUUGAUUUAAAAGUGACCAAGGUUAGUGUAUAUUCUUGAAUUCGAAGUUAUUAAUUUUGCUUAAAUAUAUAUAAGAAGUAAAUAUGUUUGAUGUGUUGCACUUCCAAGGUUGAUGGUUUACAAAGAAGUUGGUUUGUUCUGGGGGGGAAAAUGGUUGAACUAACUUUUGCUCUACUGCAGUUGAACACUAGGGAGGCGCUCUUGAGUUGUAAAAAAUUACCCUUUUCAGUUGAGGUGGAAAAUUCCCCCUUAAUCUUUAGUUGUUUUUAGGUGCCAUAAAGAUGGCAAGAAUUGAUUUAAUUUAUGGUGUUGAAAUGUUGUUUAUGUUUACAAGCCAUUUUACCCAUGGUGGGUGUUAAUUUUUUAAAAGAUUAGUACUUAAACUGAGCUUUAGAGUCUUUAAAAAUUAUCUUUAUUUCAAAAUGGCUUGAUAAAACUCCACUUCCUGUCCAGGGAGGAAGUUAUUUUAGCUCAAGGACUGAAAUAUUUAGCAGAUCUUUAGACAAAAGGAACAAAUUACAUUUCUCUCUGGCUUAAAAAGGGUGCUUGAGCCAGAGGGGGUUAAGAAGCCCUUCCCCCUCCCCCUGAUGGAGUGGUCUGGAGGGGCAGGGAGGUGUGGAGUUGGGGGUCCUCAGCCUCCCUUGGAUGGAGGAUCUGGUUCUUUUUCUUUCUUUUUUUUUUUUUUUUUUGGUGGAGAUGAAGGGGUGGGUCUAUGGUACAUCACCUGAGUUGUGGGGUAAAUGUAGAGAGUGUCAAUCAAAGGCAGAGCUCUCAGAGCUGGGAAGGAGGCUCUAGAUGGCGGCUGUGCCUUAGAGAGAGCGCGCUUUGCUCCCUGCUUCGGUUCACUUUACGCAACUUUCCCUAACUUUCGGGCAGCCUCAGGGGGCCCCCGCAGCCCCCUGCCUCUCCUAGUGACUUACUGGGGUCGAUCCGAACCUUUUUUUGGGAGAAAAGCUGCUUUUAGGAGCUUUCUUUUCGUGCCUUGUUGGAAGAAGCUGCCGUAUUGAGAGCCCAGGUCGUUGUUUUUUCCAGCUUAGAAGCCAUGGCGCACCUCCAUUUUUGUGCGCUCUCCUAAUGAGGUUUUUUUUCUCUUCCGGACCUGUUUUAGUAUUAAUUAUUGCUUUAUUUUUUGACAAGUUAACAUAUUUGAGGAUUAUUUCAUUUACUUUUUGUUUUUUAACGGAGGAUUUUGCGUUUUUAAAAAUUAUUCUGGAUCUGAUAUUUUUCUACUACUAGAUAGGACUCUUGCUUUGGACAUACUACAUGGAUCAGUAAAUACCUGGGCACAGGACUUCAAAGCAAACACAGAUUUCCCCUCCCCCUUAAUAUUUAAGAAUUAAAAGAUGAUGAGAAAUAAGGACAAAAGCCAAGAGGAGGACAGUUCGCUACACAGCAAUGCAUCGAGUCAUUCAGCCUCUGAAGAAGCUUCGGGUUCAGACUCUGGCAGUCAGUCUGAAAGUGAGCAGGGCAGCGAUCCCGGAAGUGGACAUGGCAGUGAAUCCAAUAGCAGUUCGGAAUCUUCUGAAAGCCAAUCAGAGUCCGAGAGUGAAUCGGCAGGUUCCAAAUCGCAGCCAGUCCUUCCAGAAACCAAAGAGAAACCUGCCUCCAAGAAGGAACGGAUAGCUGAUGUGAAGAAGAUGUGGGAAGAAUAUCCUGAUGUUUAUGGGGUUAGGAGGUCAAACCGAAGCAGGCAAGAGCCAUCACGAUUUAAUAUCAAGGAAGAGGCAAGUAGCGGUUCUGAGAGUGGGAGUCCGAAAAGAAGAGGCCAGAGGCAGCCGAAAAAACAAGAAAAAUGGAAACAGGACCCCUCAGAAGACGAACAAGAACAGGGAACCAGUGCAGAGAGUGAGGCAGAACAAAAGAAAGUAAAAGCUAGAAGACCCGUCCCUAGAAGAACAGUGCCCAAACCCCAAGUUAAAAAGCAACCUAAGAUUCAGCGUGGAAAGAGGAAAAAACAAGAGUCUUCAGAUGACGACGAGGAUGAUGACGAAGCUCCCAAAAGGCAGACUCGGCGACGAGCUGCUAAGAACGUGAGUUACAAAGAAGAUGAUGACUUUGAGACUGAUUCAGAUGAUCUCAUUGAAAUGACUGGAGAAGGAGUUGAUGAACAGCAAGAUAAUAGUGAAACUAUUGAAAAGGUCUUAGAUUCAAGACUGGGAAAGAAAGGAGCUGACCUGAAUCCUUUUGCAGCCACUGGAGCAUCUACCACUGUGUAUGCUGUUGAGGCUAAUGGAGAUCCCAGCGGUGACUUUGACACGGAGCGUGAGGAAGGUGAAUUCCAAUACCUUAUCAAGUGGAAGGGCUGGUCUUAUAUUCACAGCACGUGGGAGAGCGACGAAUCCUUACAACAACAGAAAGUGAAGGGCCUAAAAAAACUGGAGAAUUUCAAAAAGAAAGAGGAUGAGAUCAAGCAAUGGUUAGGGAAAGUUUCUCCUGAAGAUGUUGAAUAUUUCAAUUGCCAACAGGAGCUGGCAUCAGAGUUGAAUAAACAGUAUCAGAUAGUAGAAAGGGUAAUAGCUGUGAAGACAAGUAAGUCUACACUGGGCCAAACAGAUUUUCCAGCUCACAGUCGGAAGCCAGCACCUUCAAAUGAGCCUGAGUAUCUGUGCAAGUGGAUGGGACUGCCCUACUCAGAGUGCAGCUGGGAAGACGAAGCCUUGAUUGGAAAGAAAUUCCAGAAUUGUAUCGACAGCUUCCACAGUCGAAACAACUCCAAAACCAUUCCCACAAGAGAAUGCAAGGCACUAAAGCAAAGACCACGGUUUGUAGCUUUGAAGAAGCAGCCGGCAUACUUAGGAGGAGAGAAUCUGGAGCUCCGAGACUAUCAGCUGGAGGGCCUCAAUUGGCUUGCUCACUCCUGGUGCAAAAGUAACAGUGUAAUCCUUGCUGAUGAAAUGGGCCUAGGAAAGACCAUCCAGACCAUAUCGUUUCUCUCCUACCUGUUCCACCAGCACCAGCUCUAUGGGCCCUUUCUUAUAGUCGUUCCCUUAUCUACCCUUACCUCAUGGCAGAGAGAGUUUGAGAUCUGGGCACCAGAGAUUAAUGUCGUGGUUUACAUAGGUGACCUGAUGAGCAGAAAUACGAUAAGGGAGUAUGAGUGGAUUCAUUCUCAAACCAAAAGGUUGAAGUUCAAUGCACUUAUAACAACGUACGAGAUCCUCUUAAAAGACAAGACCGUGCUGGGCAGUAUUAACUGGGCCUUCCUGGGAGUAGAUGAAGCCCAUCGGUUGAAGAACGAUGACUCUUUAUUGUAUAAAACUCUGAUUGAUUUCAAGUCCAACCAUAGGCUACUGAUCACGGGCACCCCUCUUCAGAAUUCCCUCAAGGAACUUUGGUCCUUGCUGCACUUUAUUAUGCCGGAGAAGUUUGAGUUCUGGGAAGAUUUUGAAGAAGACCAUGGGAAAGGGAGAGAGAACGGCUACCAGAGUCUUCAUAAGGUACUAGAGCCUUUUCUUCUUCGAAGAGUCAAAAAAGAUGUGGAGAAAUCCCUUCCUGCCAAAGUGGAGCAGAUUCUCAGGGUGGAGAUGUCAGCCCUUCAGAAACAGUAUUAUAAAUGGAUCCUGACCAGGAAUUACAAGGCUCUUGCCAAAGGAACAAGAGGCAGCACGUCAGGCUUCCUCAACAUUGUGAUGGAGCUGAAAAAGUGCUGCAACCACUGCUACCUGAUCAAAGCUCCCGAGGACAGCGAGAGGGACACCGGCCAGGAGGUCCUUCAGUCCCUAAUUAGGAGCAGUGGGAAGCUGAUUCUGUUAGACAAACUGUUGACAAGACUCCGAGAAAGGGGGAACAGAGUCCUUAUCUUCUCUCAGAUGGUGAGGAUGCUGGACAUCCUGGCUGAGUACCUGACUAUCAAACACUAUCCUUUCCAGCGCCUGGAUGGUUCUAUCAAGGGAGAAAUCCGAAAACAGGCAUUGGAUCACUUCAAUGCAGAUGGGUCUGAGGACUUCUGUUUCCUGCUCUCCACACGGGCUGGCGGCCUGGGAAUCAAUUUGGCUUCAGCGGACACAGUCGUCAUCUUUGACUCUGACUGGAACCCCCAGAACGACUUGCAGGCACAAGCCCGAGCACACAGAAUUGGCCAGAAGAAGCAGGUGAAUAUUUACCGUCUGGUUACAAAGGGGACUGUGGAAGAGGAGAUCAUAGAACGAGCCAAAAAGAAGAUGGUGUUGGACCAUCUGGUGAUUCAGCGCAUGGAUACCACUGGCAGGACAGUUCUUGAAAACAACUCAGGAAGAUCCAACUCAAAUCCUUUUAAUAAAGAGGAGCUGACAGCUAUUUUGAAAUUUGGAGCAGAGGAUCUCUUCAAAGAAAUGGAAGGAGAGGAGUCAGAGCCUCAGGAAAUGGAUAUAGAUGAAAUUUUGCGUUUAGCUGAAACAAGAGAGAAUGAAGUGUCAACUAGUGCAACAGAUGAGCUGCUAUCACAGUUUAAGGUUGCCAACUUUGCAACGAUGGAAGAUGAGGAGGAGCUAGAAGAGCGUCCUCACAAGGACUGGGAUGAAAUCAUUCCCGAAGAGCAAAGGAAAAAAGUGGAGGAGGAAGAGCGGCAGAAGGAGCUGGAAGAAAUUUACAUGCUGCCCCGGAUUCGCAGUUCUACUAAAAAGGCUCAGACAAAUGACAGUGAUUCUGACACUGAGUCUAAGAGGCAGGCCCAGAGGUCUUCUGCUUCCGAGAGUGAGACGGACGAUUCUGACGAUGAUAAGAAGCCGAAGCGCAGAGGGCGCCCCCGAAGUGUGCGCAAAGACCUUGUGGAGGGCUUCACUGAUGCCGAGAUUAGGAGGUUCAUCAAGGCUUAUAAGAAGUUUGGUCUUCCUCUUGAAAGGCUGGAAUGCAUAGCACGUGAUGCCGAGCUAGUCGAUAAGUCUGUGGCAGACUUGAAGCGCUUGGGGGAGCUGAUUCAUAAUAGCUGUGUGUCGGCAAUGCAGGAGUAUGAGGAACAGCUGAAGGAGAAUGCCAGCGAAGGAAAAGGACCAGGCAAGAGAAGAGGCCCGACAAUCAAGAUCUCUGGGGUUCAGGUUAAUGUGAAGUCCAUCAUCCAACACGAAGAGGAGUUUGAGAUGCUGCAUAAAUCUAUCCCUGUGGACCCUGAGGAAAAAAAAAAAUACUGCUUAACCUGCCGAGUCAAAGCAGCACAUUUUGACGUCGAGUGGGGCGUGGAGGACGACUCUCGUCUCUUGCUUGGAAUCUAUGAACACGGCUAUGGAAAUUGGGAGCUGAUUAAGACUGACCCAGAGCUAAAGCUAACUGACAAAAUUCUGCCGGUGGAGACAGAUAAAAAGCCUCAGGGGAAGCAGCUGCAGACCCGAGUGGACUACUUGCUUAAGCUGCUCAGGAAGGGUCUGGAGAAGAAGGGCACCGUGGCCAGCGGGGAAGAGGCCAAACUAAAGAAGCGGAAGCCUCGAGUAAAGAAGGAGAACAAAGCGCCCAGGCUGAAGGAUGAGCACGGGCUGGCCCUGGCGUCUCCUAGACACUCUGACAAUCCAUCUGAAGAGGGGGAGGUGAAGGAUGAUGGUCUAGAAAAAAGUCCAACGAAAAAAAAGCAGAAGAAGAAAGAGAACAAGGAGAACAAAGAGAAACCUGUGAGUUCUCGGAAGGACAGGGAAGGAGACAAAGAGAGGAAGAAGUCCAAGGACAAGAAAGAGAAGGUUAAAGGCGGUGAUGCCAAGGCUUCAAGUAAAUCCAAGCGAUCUCAGGGUCCUGUCCACAUUACAGCAGGAAGUGAGCCUGUUCCCAUUGGCGAGGAUGAAGAUGAUGAUCUGGACCAGGAAACCUUCAGCAUUUGUAAGGAGAGGAUGAGGCCCGUGAAGAAGGCACUGAAACAGUUGGACAAACCGGACAAGGGACUUAGUGUGCAAGACCAGCUGGAACACACCAGGAACUGCCUGCUCAAAAUCGGAGACCGCAUAGCCGAGUGCCUUAAAGCUUACUCAGACCAGGAGCACAUCAAGUUGUGGAGGAGGAACCUAUGGAUUUUUGUUUCCAAGUUUACAGAAUUUGAUGCACGAAAACUACAUAAGUUAUAUAAGAUGGCUCAUAAGAAAAGAUCUCAAGAAGAGGAGGAACAAAAGAAGAAAGAUGAUUCGCUUGGUGGUAAGAAACCAUUUCGACCAGAGGCCUCGGGCUCAAGCCGGGAUUCUCUGAUAUCUCAGUCCCAUACCUCACACAACCUUCAUCCUCAGAAGCCUCAUUUACCUGCCUCCCAUGGCCCACAGAUGCAUGGACAUCCAAGAGAUAACUACAGUCACCCCAACAAGAGACAUUUUAGUAAUGCAGAUCGAGGAGACUGGCAGAGGGAGAGAAAGUUCAACUAUGGCGGUGGUAACAAUGCCCCCUGGGGGGGCGACCGGCACCAUCAGUAUGAGCAGCAUUGGUAUAAGGACCACCACUAUGGUGAGCGGAGACAUACGGAUGCCCACCGUUCUGGAAGCUACCGACCCAACAACAUGUCCAGAAAGAGACCGUAUGAGCAGUACAACAGCGACCGAGACCACCGGGGACACAGAGACUAUUAUGACAGGCACCAUCAUGACUCCAAGCGGAGGAGGUCAGAUGACUUUAGACCCCAGAAUUACCACCAGCAGGAUUUCCGACGAAUGUCUGACCACAGACCCGCCAUGGGUUACCACGGCCAGGGACCCUCAGACCAUUACCGCUCUUUCCACACAGACAAGUUGGGGGACUAUAAACAGCCCAUGCCUUCAUUGCACACCACGCUCUCAGACCCUCGCUCACCCCCUUCCCAGAAAUCUCCCCAUGAUUCCAAGUCACCCUUGGAUCAUAGGUCUCCUUUGGAGAGAUCACUAGAACAGAAAAACAACCCAGAUUAUAACUGGAAUGUUCGGAAAACAUAAAGGAGCACUCCUGAAGGGGAGUGGGCACCGGAGUCCUCAGGUACUCAGGCGUCGUGGUCGGAUGCAGCCGUGGCCAGUGGUCAGGCUGCUGAGUGGAGUUUCUGGAUACGUUGCUGCCGAAUCCACUGACUUGGCAGCUGAAGGAGCACUUGAAGGAGUUGGAGGCCUUCGUCUGCUGCUUUGGUUUGGUCUCCACUCCUGCACUUUGGCACCCCCACCCAUCCUAGCCUAUCAUGGCCUCCCACCCCCAUGGGUGCUAGGAGGAGGGGACUAUGUUCCAGCUUCAUUGGGCUGCUUCCUCUGUGAAGGAAUCCAUGAUCUUGAGAGUCAGUGAUCUUCUAUUCAGCAUGAGUGACCAGGGCAAGGACCUGCUGGACAGUGUGAUUGGUUCACCAUGACACGAGGGAUGCUGCCCAUGGGAAGUGGGGCAACAGGGUGGGUUUCACACUGCAAGACUUGAAAGGGGAGCAGGUGUACCCCUUAGCUGUGUUCUUGAGAGAAAUGAUACAUUUGUCUCAUUAUGUGAAGUGGGCUGGGGUAACGAGACAGGGAAAUGGCCUCCUCCCUGCCAACACUAAUUUUCCCCACACUAUCUUUGUACAUUUCAAAGGUUUGGUCUUCUGGGUGAUGUCCGUUUCUCCUCAUUGUCAGGGAAGUCGGGUCCCUCUGGCUGACUUAGAGAACUGUGACUUGGGCAUUGCUGAUGCCAGCGUGGGGCUUACUUGUUUGGGGUUUGGGCUAAGUGGGUGUAAGGGUGGAGAUGGGGGUGGGAUAGCAUAACCAGGAAAACAGGAAUCCCUGGUGGGUUUCUGAUUCCUGUGGUCAGAAGGAGAGUCACAGGGCCUGGAGAUGGAGAUGGAGGUGGAGGUAGCCUGCUGAUGGGAUUCCUGCUGGUGAGCCCAGAUGUGGGACAUACAUGCAGGGUUUGUUGACAGUGCCGGCAAGCAGGAGUGGGAGGGUGUCAGUAUUGGAGUGGGAGGGUGAAUUGUAGCUGCAUCUUGGUUCCUUUACACAGCUUGAAGGGGCAGCUGCACAGACCCAAACAUCUGACAGCUGGGAUGUGGUCAGGUGAGAAGCUACAUUUCCAUUACAAGUUGGAACUCAGUAGAAUCAAACCUUAUUUACAUUAAGAUCUGUAGAAUAUAAUCCUAAGUUAAAUUUUCCCCCAAAUCACAAGCAUCUGUGAUGGGGUAGCCAGGUUGUUGUUAAGAUGGCAGCGGUUGGUCAGCGUCAGGUUGGGCUGGGUUGUGGAACAGAUGGGAUGUAUCAUUGACUGGCUCUUCUCAGUGUAUGGAUACUGGGCUGGGCCUUGGGUUUUACUCACUUUCAGUAUAGCUUGCCAGUAUUGUUAAGGUAUCCAAAGCCUUUCUAGAUGGAGACAGGAAAACUGACUUGAACAUAUGGUAGGUGUGCCUCUGUAAGGGUUUAGGCUCAUUCUAAGUUGAUGAAAAGUCUUGUUUGGACAUAUGCAGGGUUUGGCUCCCUGAGCACUUGGAGGGAUGGUCAUCCCAGGCAGUACCAUUAAUGACUUGCCCAAGACAAGUACGAGUUGUGCCCUUGAGUGAACCAUCUGGUUAUGCAUGGUUUUGGGGCCAUGGCUUUUGCUGCUUUAGAGCACCACGGACCUGGCUGGUGCUCAGUCGGUCCCUGCGGCUAGUGCUCGGUAGACUGUUACCUUCUGGGCUCCUCAUGGCACCGGCUCUUCACCUUGACCGUGUGCAAGCCUGCAGCAGAGCCCACUGACUGCAUGGGAGUCCCCCUGCUAGAGUUUGCUGCCUGGUGGCUUGUUGGACUUGUCAGUCAAGGCUGAAAGGUCUUCUUUGGCCACACAGUGAAAAGUGAACUGUAGCUGGAGCUAGUGCUGACCACGUGACACUAUCUGUGUUCCAUUUGCCGAGCUCUUGGCUGCUGAGCUGGAGGGUGGCAAGCAGAGGAGAUGCCCUUCGGAAGGGGCGGCCUUGCCUUUCCAUAUUCACCACGUCAUGUCUUUCAGCUUGUUGGUAGAAGUUACAAAUUAUUCUCAAAGCUGUCUGUCUCAUCAUGAGGAAAAAGGAACUUCCUUUUCAUGUUCAGGACUUUGAGGGUACAGUGCCAUAAAAUGUAGCAAAGGCCAUCCAGGCCAGGUCAGUGUUACAUUGAUUCUAAGGUAACAGUAUCUCCCAUCAAACAUCUGCUGGAGGUGGUGGAGUGAACUUGAAGAGGGGGUUGGGAGAAAGGAAGCACUCCUCGUGCUUUAAACCAGUAUGUGCAUCGUAUGCUUACAGCAGAAGUUUGCACAGGUAAGGGAAGCUGCCAAUGGAGUUGUGUGGAGCCUGGCUCUGGGCAGCUCAUUACUGAGGAAGGGGCAGGACUUGGGGAAGUUAUGUGUAUUGUCAAGUCCUGAAGUCCCAUGAUGCACUGUGUCUGUAGAACAGGAAGGUGAAGCCUCCGCUGACCACUGUGUCCUCUCGGACUUGGCCGGCCUACAGGAUCCCAGCCUGGCGUUGCUUCCCUCUACUCUGUAGUCAUUCCUUAAGCCCCACCAAGGGAGCGCAGACAUUUCUCACUGUGCUGCUGGCCUUCUGACCUGGUGUGUCUGAGAGCUGCAUCAGGCUUCGCAGAGCUGAGUGUUCACACACAGCAACACUGAGAUCCUACAGACCAAAACCCACUUGUCAGCAGGAGCCAUGGUCCAGGCCCAGCACCUGUGGUCUUCUAGCCGAGGCCAGCUAUGCUGGGUGAGGACAACCAUGCCAAGGGUCCCGGCUGCUUUAGCCCGUCUGUGCCCUACCCACUGGGGACAGGGGUUUUUCUUGUAAACUUGUGGACUUUUGAAACCUGUUGACUAAACAGUAAUUAAUUUAUAUUUGUGAAAAAUGCCACUGUCCUGGUGAUUUCUGAUGUAAAUAAUAUUGUUUAUAUAGUAUGUAUUAAAUUUUCCUACAUUGUAAAA